Messenger RNA from Seminavis robusta, 933 nucleotides. Lineage: Eukaryota; Bacillariophyta; Bacillariophyceae; Naviculales; Naviculaceae. The record is from the annotation of a GenBank genome assembly.
AUGUCAAGGAUCUUGCUCCUUCUGACGGUUGUAUUGGCUGUGUUCCUGAACACAGCCGCCGCCUCGAGAUUGAAAUAUCGAAGGCGAGCAGGUGGAGGAACCAGGGGUGAAAAGGGAAUCAAGCCAAUCAACAGACGUGCUACUCACCGUUCACCAAGACACCUAAUGGGGCAUUACUACGCUCAUGACCAGUUUCAACAUGGCUACCAACCGCCUGUAACCAGCAGCAAGAGCAAGGGUAAGGGCGGUGGCAGUAAGGGGAGGAAAGGAACCCCACCCCAGAACCGUCCUCAGAUGAAAAGCCGUCCCAUGUGCCGACCUGUUGUGGAAGGCGCAGAAUUCAUUGUGGAAGGAGCCAUCACAAUGACAAUGGCCAACAUGACUGAGGAUAGCACUGUUAUCGGAUCCGAAUUCAUCUACAACGGGCCACUUCUGGAGUUCAACGAUCGAGACGAGCUGACGGAGUUGGAAAACUUCUUCCUCUCUGGAUCAUGCAUGAGAACACAGGAACGAGAUGACGAGAUGCCAGGUGCUGGUCACUGUGCAUUUACAGUCACCCUGGACACCGGAGCAACCAUGAACUUCGGAGGUGAGGCUUUUGAUGGUUGGGACAACCUCAUGGCAAUCAAUGGUGGUUCACAGGAGCUCAUUGGGCUGAGCGGGACAGUGACAUUAAUCGGCCUCAAUGACGACUUCGAAGACACAAGUGAUGAUUUCUUCUCGGUGCCAUGGAUCUAUGGCGAGGCAGUUCUCGUGUAUUCGAUCUGCCCACAGGGCUAUUGGGACCGAUAUUACAUAGAUGACCAUGAUGCACUGCCACCUCCUUCGAUUCCAGAUCCCUUCCAACGAAAUGUCCAAGAACAACAACAAGAAAUACUUGCAGUGGUCGUCGAGCCAGUUGAUGACGACGACGAUUAUGGCUAUGACUAUUAG